UUUUUUUUUUUCCUCCUCCUGCCAGCUUAAGCAGCCGUCACAGCACCUGAGCCGCUACUGCCGCUCGCUCAGGACAACGCUAUGGCUGAGCCUGGUCACAGCUUCCAUCCCUCUGCCAGAGGUAGGGGAAGAACUGAGAGGCGCACACCCGGGUUUCUGUGGCUGCUGCUCUGGACUGGGACCGCCUUCCAGGUGACCCUGGGAACUGGGCAGGAGCUUCACGCCUGCAAGGAGUCGGAGUACCACUACGAGUACACCGCGUGUGACAGCACGGGUUCCAGGUGGAGGGUCGCCGUGCCACACAGCCCAGGCCUGUGCACCAGCCUCCCCGACCCAGUCAAGGGCACCGAGUGCUCCUUCUCUUGCAAUGCCGGAGAGUUUCUGGACAUGAAGGACCAAUCUUGUAAGCCGUGUGCUGAGGGCCGCUACUCCCUGGGAACCGGCAUCAGGUUUGAUGAGUGGGAUGAGCUGCCUCAUGGCUUUGCCAGCCUCUCAGCCAAUAUGGAGAUGGAUGAUAGCACCACGGAGUCCACUGAGAACUGCACUUUGUCCAAGUGGGUUCCCCGGGGCGACUACAUUGCUUCCAACACGGAUGAAUGCACAGCCACACUGAUGUACGCUGUCAACCUGAAGCAGUCUGGCACGGUUAAUUUUGAAUACUAUUACCCAGAUUCCAGCAUCAUCUUCGAGUUUUUCGUUCAGAACGAUCAGUGCCAGCCCAAUGUGGAUGACUCCAGGUGGAUGAAAACCACAGAGAAAGGAUGGGAGUUCCAUAGCGUUGAGCUAAAUCGAGGCAAUAAUGUGCUCUUUUGGAGAACCACAGCCUUCUCGGUGUGGUCCAAAGUUUCCAAGCCGGUGCUAGUGAGAAACAUCGCCAUAACAGGGGUGGCCUACACUUCAGAAUGCUUCCCCUGCAAGCCUGGCACCUACGCAGCCAAGCAGGGCUCCUCUUUCUGCAAACUGUGCCCAGCCAACUCCUAUUCAAGCAAAGGAGAAACUUCUUGCCACCCAUGUGACCCUGACAAAUACUCAGAAAAAGGAUCUUCCACCUGCAAAGUGCGCCCACCCUGCACAGACAAGGAUUAUUUCUCCACGCACACAGCCUGCGAUGCCAACGGAGAGACACAGAUCAUGUACAAAUGGGCCAUGCCGAAAAUCUGUGGUGAGGACCUGGAGGGGUCAGUGCAGCUGCCGGCCUCCAGCAUGAAGACCCGCUGCCCGCCCUGCAACCCAGGCUUUUUCAAAACCAACAACAGCACCUGCGAGCCCUGCCCCUACGGCUGGUACUCCAACGGCUCUGAUUGUACCCACUGUCCAGCUGGGACUGAACCUGCGGUGGGAUUUGAAUACAAAUGGUGGAACACACUGCCCACAAACAUGGAGACAACUGUUCUCAGUGGGAUCAACUUUGAGUACAAGGGCCUGACAGGCUGGGAGGUGGCUAGUGAUCACAUUUAUACAGCUGUUGGAGCUUCGGACAAUGACUUCAUGAUUCUCACUCUGGUUGUACCAGGAUUCAGACCUCCACAAUCGGUGAUGGCAGACACAGAGAAUAAAGAGGUGGCCAGGAUCACAUUUGUCUUUGAGACCAUCUGUUCGGUGAACUGUGAGCUUUACUUCAUGGUGGGCAUGAAUUCUAGGACUAACACUCCCGUGGAGACGUGGAAAGGUUCCAAAGGCAAACAGUCCUAUACCUACAUCAUUGAGGAGAACGCCACCAUGAGCUUCACCUGGGCCUUCCAGAGGACCACUCUUCACGAGACAGGCAGGAAGUACACCAAUGAUGUUGCUAAGAUCUACUCCAUCAAUGUCACCAAUGUCAUGGAUGGGGUUGCCUCCUACUGCCGUCCCUGUGCCCUUGAAGCUUCAGACGUGGGCUCCUCCUGCACCUCUUGUCCUGCUGGUUACUACAUUGACCGAGAUUCUGGAACCUGCCAUUCAUGCCCCCCUAAUACAAUCCUGAAAGCCCACCAGCCUUAUGGUGUUCAAGCCUGUGUGCCCUGUGGUCCAGGGACCACAAGCAACAAGAUCCACUCUCUCUGCUACAACAACUGCACCUUCUCACGUAUCACGCCGUCCAGGACUUUCAACUAUAACUUCUCAGCUUUGGCAAGCACUGUCUCUCUGGCUGGAGGACCAAGUUUCACUUCGAAAGGCCUUAAAUAUUUCCAUCAUUUUACCCUGAGUCUCUGUGGAAACCAGGGUAAGAAAAUGUCGUUGUGCACCAACAAUGUCACUGACCUCCACAUCUCUGAGGGCGAGUCAGGUUUUUCCAAAUCCAUUAUGGCCUACGUCUGCCAGGUGGUCAUCAUCCCCUCAGAGGUGACUGGCUACAAGGCUGGGGUGUCCUCACAGCCUGUCAGCCUCGCUGAUCGACUUGUUGGAGUGUCAACAGACAUGACUCUGGAUGGAAUCACCUCUCCAGCUGAACUUUUCCACCCGGAGACCUCAGGAAUCCCAGAUGUGAUCUUCUUUUUCAGGUCCAAUGAUGUGACCCAGUCCUGCAGUUCUGGAAGAUCAACCACUAUCCGUGUCAGAUGCAAUCCACUGAAAGCUGCCCCUGGAAGUCUGUCGCUGCCGAGCACAUGCUCUGAUGGGACCUGUGAUGGCUGUAACUUCCACUUCCUGUGGGAGAGUGUCUCUGCUUGUCCCCUCUGCUCAGCCGCUGACUACCACACUUUCCUCAGCAGCUGUGUGGCUGGGAUCCAGAAGACUACUUAUGUGUGGCGAGAACCAAAGAUAUGCUCUGGUGGCAUCUCCUUGCCUGAGCAGAGAGUCACCAUCUGCAAAACCAUAGAUUUCUGGCUGAAAAUGGGCAUCUCUGCAGGCACCUGUACAGCCAUCCUGCUCACCGUAUUGACCUGCUACUUUUGGAAAAAGAAUCAAAAGCUAGAAUACAAGUACUCCAAACUGGUGAUGAAUGCCACCCUUAAGGACUGCGACCUGCCAGCAGCUGAUAGCUGUGCCAUUAUGGAAGGCGAGGAUGCUGAAGACGACCUUAUCUUUACCAGCAAGAAGACACUGUUUGGGAAGAUCAAAUCAUUCACCUCCAAGAGGACUCCUGAUGGAUUUGACUCAGUGCCACUGAAGACGUCUUCAGGAGGCCCAGACAUGGACCUGUAGAGGCAGCGCCUUGCCUCACCUGCCUCCUCGCCUCGGCCAGUGCAUCACCUUGCAAGUCCGUGGCGAUUUGGGUACCAGCAUCCUGCAAUACCCACUGCUGGAAAUCUCUUCAUUGUGGCCUUAUCAGAAGAAGUUUGAAUUUCAGAUCUUUGGUUUUUUUAACAGAGUACCCAAACCUUCCUUUCUGCUUGCCUCAACCCAGCCAAAUAUACCCACACUUGGUUUGUGUGUUAUUCCCUUGCUUGCAUCUUGUUUCCUGAA
Castor canadensis (American beaver) is the source of this 3384-nucleotide messenger RNA. RefSeq names its product endosome-lysosome associated apoptosis and autophagy regulator 1 (gene Elapor1). Lineage: Eukaryota; Metazoa; Chordata; Mammalia; Rodentia; Castoridae. Gene Ontology annotation, biological process: positive regulation of vacuole organization; autophagosome assembly. The record is from RefSeq and is a predicted model, not a curated record. Gene Ontology annotation, cellular component: lysosome; late endosome; trans-Golgi network.